Cloeon dipterum is the source of this 1634-nucleotide messenger RNA. RefSeq lists its product as uncharacterized. Bases 9 to 1091 code for a protein of 360 amino acids. The transcript has 5 exons. NCBI's taxonomy places the organism in Eukaryota, Metazoa, Arthropoda, Insecta, Ephemeroptera, Baetidae. The record is from RefSeq and is a predicted model, not a curated record.
CCAAGAAAAUGGUUCUCUUAUACAUUGCAAUAUUUAUGGAGCUGCUUCUUUUAUGCACUUCUUAUGAUCAAGGUGGUUCCAAGGAAAUGUGUCCUACAGAUUUUAUGCCAAAGAAAUGCUCCAAGAAUUUGUCGUGUUAUUGCACUUCUACACGAAAACUUACCAAUAUAUCGUGUUCCGGUUCAAAACUGAACCUUUUUGAUAGCACAACUGGUGGAUUAAUUUGUCCACGCGAUGAUAUGAACGACUGUGACUGCUCUGGAAUGAACUGCCUCCUGGAUAUAAGGAGAAAUCGGUUCCAAAAUAUCAACUUAAGUCUUCAAAUAUACAAAUAUACUGUUCAAAAUAACAAAAGAGGAAAUCUUCAGAAUUGCCCAACAGGCUUUUUCAAAUGUCAUCCAUGUGGUUCGUCCAAAAUUUGUUUUUGCGAAUCGUUGAAACUUAAAUUAAAAAUAAUUUGCUGGAACAAUAGAUUUCAAAAUCUAUACAGUGCUGAUACGGGAAAUCCUAUUUGUCCAGAUGACCCAAACAAACCGUUGUUUGGGUGUGAUGAAUCUAUAUGUGGAACCUCCCAAAUCACUACUACCACUCAAAAUAUGCUGAGUUCAAGAAGUCAACCACGAUCAACAUCAAUGAAUACAAAUAAUGAAGUAACAAAUGUACCACCAACGGUAGCAGGGAUGGCACCGACAAGUAAGGAAAAUGGGACUCUAAAUAAUCAUUCAUCUAUCAAAAACACAGUUGUCAGCUCAACAACAGCGCCGUGGGAACUGAAACCAAAGGUAACAGAGAAGAGUCAAGAUGCUACAAAUCCAACUAAUUCUGCUUACUUUGCACUUAUCUUAUUGAUAAUUCCGAUUAUUGUUAUAAUUUGGAUUGUGUGGAAAAAAUUCACUGCCAGCAAAAAUUCAGAGAAACCAGGAGGGGAAACUUUCGUGAUGGAGGAAAAUGACGUUUACGGCACCGUCCCAGGGCUUAACAGGAGUGACGCAUAUUCGGAGGAAAAUGAAUUAUAUGGCCAUGUCAGGUCAGCAGGACCAAGAUGUGGAAAUGAUGACGUAGAAAAUGAAUUGUAUGGCACACUAGGCUAAUGAAAUUGAUUAUUGAUUGAUACGUGUCUGGAAAAGGUAUCGAAAACGUGAGUAAUUAUAAUAAAUAAUUAAACAUUCGUUAGAUAUGUUUAAUUUUUUAAUUGAAUGUGUUUAUAAUAUUAUGUUUGCUGUUAAAAAAUUGGUCUAACGAAAAGUAAGAUUUCAAUGUUAAUUUAUGCCUUGUAAUUUAUAAAAUUAAUAAAAGUGACUUUUUAUAAACCGAAGAAAUUAUUUCAGGUAAUGUUAAUUGAAAUGUAAUUAAAAUAAAAUCGUAUUCGCAUUUUUUGUAUAAUUUAUAGCUACGUAUGGGAUAUAUUUUAAUGUUGAUGUGUGCUUUUGAAGUGUCCCUAAUGUGAUGCGGCAUUAUGUGUAAAAUUUUGCUAUUUGUAACAAAAUGGAGAGUAUGUAAUUGCAAUUUAUAUUUUUCUUUAUAUGUUGGUUUAUUCUCACAUUUAGUCAUUAACUUAAAAAAAUUAAGGUUAUGUUAUUUUACAAUCACGACUUAAGUUUUGAAAAAUAAAAAGUAUAAUUUCUAAUCUAUAU